Messenger RNA from Alternaria atra, 840 nucleotides. RefSeq lists its product as uncharacterized. The coding region runs from base 1 to 840 and encodes 279 amino acids. Gene Ontology annotation, biological process: fatty acid beta-oxidation. Gene Ontology annotation, cellular component: peroxisomal matrix. The record is from RefSeq and is a predicted model, not a curated record. Lineage: Eukaryota; Fungi; Ascomycota; Dothideomycetes; Pleosporales; Pleosporaceae. The transcript has 2 exons.
AUGACUUCUUCAUCGGAUUACUCUGAUAUCAAGUUUGAGAUCAAGGGGAAGAUCGGUAUUAUCAAGUUCAACCGCCCCAAGGCCCUCAACUCCUUUGGUGGAAACCUCAUCCCAGACACCAUUGCCGCACUGCGCGUUCUGAACGAGCACCCAGACACCAUCUUCACCGUCCUAACAGGCGAAGGACGAUUCUUCUCCGCCGGCGCAGACGUCAAGGGCAUUCCCGGAGCCGGCGAAGAAUUCAAAAAUGACGGAGAGAAGAAGUUGAGCUAUCUGGCUCGUUUCCACUACGCUACCGAGCUCCUCCGUUCGAUGAUCGACCACCGCAAAGUCCUCAUCCUCGCCUUGAAUGGCCCCGCUGUCGGCGGCGGCGCAGCCUGGUUCCCAGGUAUCGCGGACAUUGUCCUCGCUUCCUCUACAGCCUGGCUACAAUGCCCCUUCUCGGCUCUGGGCCUAGUUCCUGAAAACGGGUCUGCCCUCUCCUUCGCCCAGUCCAUCGGUAUCCACCGGGCUAACGACUUCCUCAUGUUCGGCCGUAAGCUAUCCGCGCAGGAGCUGGUUGAUGCUGGUCUAUAUAAUUACGUGUGGGACGCUACGGGUGAUGAGUUCCAGGGUAAGGUUGUGGAGUUUUUGCAGGAGCAGUUGAAGAGCAAUGAUGGAAAGAGUAUGAUGGAGAUGAAGAGGCUGCAGAAUGCGCCUAUUAGGGAUGCAAGGCUGGUGGCUGUAGUUAAUGCCGUUGAUGCGCUGGCGGAGCGAUUUGUAGAGGGUGCGCCAGCGGAGAGGUUUAGGAUUAAGAGGGAGGAGCUGGCGCAGAAGAGUAAGGCGAGGUCGAAGAUUUGA